This is a messenger RNA of Lethenteron reissneri (Far Eastern brook lamprey), 3218 nucleotides long. Its product is annotated as somatostatin receptor type 1-like. Gene Ontology annotation, cellular component: plasma membrane; neuron projection. Gene Ontology annotation, molecular function: neuropeptide binding; somatostatin receptor activity. Gene Ontology annotation, biological process: neuropeptide signaling pathway; cellular response to glucocorticoid stimulus. NCBI's taxonomy places the organism in Eukaryota, Metazoa, Chordata, Hyperoartia, Petromyzontiformes, Petromyzontidae. The record is from RefSeq and is a predicted model, not a curated record.
CACACGCCGCUCGGAGCCGCGUGGACAGAAACAGCCCUAGGUGGACAGACGCAGUUUUAGGUGGACAGACGCAGCUCUGGGUGGACAGACUCAGCCCUAGGUGGACAGACGUAGCUCUGGGUGGACGAGACGCAGCUUUGGGUGGACAGACGCAGCUUUGGGUGGACAGACUCAGCUCUGGGUGGACAGACUCAGCUAUAGGUGGACAGGCUCAGUUUUGGGUGAACAGACGCAGCUUUGGGUGGACGAGACGCAGCCUUGGGUGGACAGACGCAGUUUUGGGUGGACAGACGCAGCUUUGGGUGGACGAGACGCAGCUUUGGGUGGACAGACGCAGCUCUGGGUGGACGAGACGCAGCUUUGGGUGGACAGACGCAGCUCUGGGUGGACGAGACGCAGUGGUGUGAGAAGAUCGUUCCAGCGGUCUUAUUUCGCCUACCGCCAAGUUUGGGCUUGUCGUGCCCGCACCAGCUGGCAGCCCCGACUUGACACGGAUUUUUUGGUUGUUGUCGAGCGACAGCUCGUGGUGCCGCGCAGUGCGGGGGGGAUGAGAAGAGCGAGAUCGACCCUUUUUAUUUAUUUUCUUCGUGGUUCCCAAAGUACCGAAUUGAAAGCGGCGCCUCGUUUUGAUUUGCGUUAAUGAAGGCCACGUGUUCAGUCGAGUGAGUCAUCGCAGACACGUGGUCGAGGCUUGCACGUGGUGUUUAUUCGCCUUCGUGUGGAUCAUAAAAGACAUGACGAGGGCUUUGCCUACCGAGGCUGUGGCCAGCGGCAGCGAUGCGAGGGUGUAGUAUUAUCAUUAUUAUGCGCGUGCAUGACGCACGCACGCGCGCGUGUCGACUCGGUGACGGUAAAAUAAUGCUUCAGCGAGCAGCAGUGGUGGCUUGACCGGUGUAAUUAGUGACUCUCCAGCGCGAGUUGGCGCCGGAUGAAGCGCCGUCUGUUUAGGCAAUGGUUAAAUUCUCAGGACUUUCUCCACUCCCAUACGCGGUGCUGACUUGUGCGUGCCUCACAGUCUCAGCACCACGCAGCUGCAGCUGCUAGCCCGUGGGUAGUCACCAGACGGUUGUCAUCAUCAUCAUCAUCGCCAUCAGCAAGCCACCAGCAAGCUGCCUUCGCGAUUCCCCAACAAUGGGCCACUUCAUCAACAACAGCAGCAGCAGUAGCAGCAGCAGCAGCAGCAGCCGAAGCGUCAACGACUCCUUCUAUGACAACGACUUCUUCAACAGCUCGGGGCAGAUGUGGGACGCGGACGCGAGCAACGUGGUCAUCCCCUUCAUCUACGGAGUCGUGUGCCUGGUGGGUCUCUCCGGGAACUCGCUCGUCAUCUACAUCAUCCUGCGCUACGCCAAGAUGAAGACGGCCACCAACAUCUACAUCCUCAAUCUGGCCGUGGCCGACGAGCUCUUCAUGCUCAGCGUGCCCUUCCUGGCCACGGCGGCGGCGAUGCACCGAUGGCCGUUCGGCGCGGGCCUCUGCCGCCUGGUGCUCAGCGUGGACGGCAUCAACAUGUUCACGAGCAUCUUCUGCCUCACCGUGCUGAGCGUGGACCGCUACAUCGCCGUGGUGCACCCCAUCAAGUCGGCGCGUUACAGGCGACCCACCGUGGCCAAGCUGAUCAACCUCGGCGUGUGGGUCUUCUCGCUGACCGUCAUCAUGCCCAUCAUCAUCUACGCCGACACGGACUUCAUCCGCGAGGACCUCGUGAUAUGCAACCUCAUCUGGCCCAACGAGACGUGGUCGUCGGCGUUCGUCGUCUACACGUUCAUGGUGGGCUUCCUCGUGCCCGUGGUGGCCAUCUGCCUCUGCUACCUGCUCAUCAUCGUCAAGAUGCGCGUCGUCGCCCUCAAGGCGGGCUGGCAGCAGCGGCGGCGCUCCGAGCUCAAGAUCACCCGCAUGGUCAUGAUGGUGGUGGCGGUGUUCGUCGUCUGCUGGAUGCCCUUCUACAUCAUGCAGCUCGUCAACGUGUUCAGCCGCGCCCUCGACCCGCGCCUCACCAACUUCUUCGUCAUCCUCAGCUACGCCAACAGCUGCGCCAACCCCAUCCUCUACGGCUUCCUGUCGGACAACUUCAAGAGGCUCUUCCAGCGCAUCCUGUGCCUGCGCUGGGUGGAAGGCACGGCCGAGGAGCCCAUGGACUACCGCGCCACGGCGCCACGCAGUCGCCCGCUGGGAGGGCAGCAGCUGCCCGCGCAGCCGGCGGCGGCGGGAGGGGCGCACCACCACCGCCAACACAACAACAACAGCAGCAGCAACCCCGGGGCGAACGCCGCCACGGCGGCGCUCAUGGCCGCCCGCCUGGCCGGGAGCAGCACGGAACAGGGAGGGGGCGGCGGUAGGGCGCGCGCGGACGUGGGCGGCACGGCCAGCGGGAACUCCAGCACGGUGGGGGUGACCCCCGUGGCCGCCGCGGAUAACUGCGCGGCGGCGCCGUUGCACACGGUGUUCGGCAACGGCAUGUGCACGUCGCACACCACCACCCUGUAGCCAGCACGCGUGUGGCACGCGCGUGGCACGCUCGCACGCACGCUCGCUCGCCCGCGGUGCGUGCGGUGUUCAUCUAAGUUUGCAAGUUGCUGACUCGCCGCCCUGCCCCGUUCCCCUGGAGCCGUCCCUCCCUGGCUCUCUCGCCGAGCUGGUUUUCUGUGUUGCGGCAUCACUAAGCGACUUUGUAGAACUUUCUGACCCGACCCUGCUGUACGUCUGUGUAAAAAAAAAGAGCUUUAUAGCUUAUUCCUCCAGUACAAAUACAGAUUUGAAAUCUGAACGUUAGGCUGCCUUCAUUAGUGUGGUAAUUUUCAGUGCAAUAUACACUGCAAUUUAGUUUUUGCAAAUUUUCCACGCUAGAGUGUUUGUUUAUAUAUAUAUUACAGUCUGUCAUUACAGGCAUCCCUCGUUUUACUAAAAAGAUGCGUUCUUCAAUAAACACGGCGUUAAACGAAAUUUCGCAAAUCGCAAUGGCUUUUCCCAUUCAUAUCAUGCUUAAAAUUAGGGAUGCGUUUCGGACAGUCAUUCCAACUCUUCUUCCUAACCUAAAAUAAACACCUAUAUCACUUUCCACAGUACACUGAUUAACAACAAUGAACACACGUAUGAAAACUAUUGAAUGAUAAUUCAUUUUAAACUAAAAUAAUUAACCUUUCGGGGAAAGCACCAACAGAUCUGCAUUUUGGAAUUGACUGGGAAGGUUGUUCAUAUUCUUAGGUUUUUUCUGUAAA